GCAGGAGGAGAAGACAGGCCCGGGUCGGGGCGCUCGGCGGCGGAGGAGACAGCGGGGAUCAUGGCCGCGCAGGUCGCCCCCGCCACCGCCAGCAGCCUGGGCAACCCGCCGCCGCCGCCGCCGCCCUCGGAGCUGAAGAAAGCGGAGCAGCAGCAGCAGCAGCGAGAGGAGGCGGGGGGCGAGGCGGCGGCGGCGGCGGAGCAGCAGCGCGGGGAGAUGAAGGCAGCGGCCGGCGGCCCGGAAAGCGAGGGCCCCGCCGGGGGGCCGCCGCCGCCGCUCGGCAAGGAGCUCCAGGACGGGGCCGAGAGCAACGGGGGCGGCGGCGGCGGGGCCGGCGCGGAGCCGGACCUCAAGAACUCCAACGGGAACGCGGGGCCCAGGCCCGCCCUGAACAAUAACCUCCCGGAGCCGCCCGGCGGCGGUGGCGGCGGCGGCGGCGGCAGCGGCAGCAGCGACGGGGUGGGGGCGCCGCCGCCACCGCCUCCUCACUCGGCCGCCGCCGCGGCCGCCCUGCCGCCCCCCGCCUACGGCUUCGGGCAGACGUACGGCCGGAGCCCGUCGGCCGUGGCCGCCGCCGCCGUGGCCGCCGCUGUCUUCCACCAACAUGGCGGACAACAAAGCCCUGGCCUGGCAGCGCUGCAGAGCGGCGGCGGAGGCGGCGGCGGCGGCCUGGAGCCCUACGCGGGGCCCCCGCAGAACUCGCACGGCGACCACGGCUUCCCCAACCACCAGUACAACUCCUACUACCCCAACCGCAGCGCCUACCCGCCGCCCCCCCAGGCCUACGCGCUGGGCUCCCCGAGAGGCGGCGCCCCGGGCCCGGCCUCGGCCGCCGCCGGCUCCAAGCCGCCCCCCGCGUCCAGCGCCUCGGCCUCGGCAGCGGCCGCCGCCGCCGCGUCCUUCCCUCCGCAGCGCUUCGGGGCCAUGGGCGGAGGAGGCCCCGCGGCGGCCGCCGGGGGCACCCCGCAGCCCACGGCCACCCCCACCCUCAACCAGCUGCUCACGUCGCCCAGCUCGGCCCGGGGCUACCCGGGCUACCCCGGCAGCGACUACGGCGGGGGCGGGCCCCAGGACGGGGGCGCCGCCAAGGGCCCCGCGGACUUGGCCUCGUACGCGGGCAGCGGCCAGGCCUGGGGGUCGGCCGCUUCGGGAGCCGGCCAACAAAGGAGCCACCACGCGCCCAUGAGCCCCGGGAGCAGCAGCGGCGGCGCCGGGCAGCCGCUCACCCGGACCCCGCAGCCAUCCAGUCCAAUGGAUCAGAUGGGCAAGAUGAGACCUCAGCCGUAUGGUGGCAGUAACCCAUACUCACAGCAACAGGGACCUCCAUCAGGACCACAGCAAGGACAUGGAUACCCAGGACAGCCAUAUGGAUCCCAGACUCCUCAGCGGUACCCCAUGACCAUGCAAGGCCGGGCACAGAGUACAAUGGGCAGCCUCUCUUAUGCACAGCAGAUUCCUCCUUACGGUCAGCAAGGUCCCAGCGGGUAUGGCCAGCAGGGCCAGAGUCCAUAUUACAACCAGCAAAGUCCUCACCCACAGCAGCCGCCCUAUUCCCAGGCACCACCAUCUCAGACUCCUCAUGCCCAGCCUUCCUACCCACAGCAGCCUCAGUCACAGCCGCCGCAGCUCCAGGCCGCCCAGCCUCCUUACUCUCAGCAGCCAUCCCAGCCUUCUCAUCAGCAGUCCCCAUCUCCAUAUCCCCAGCAGCAGUCGACAGCACAACAGCACCCCCAAAGCCAGCCCCCCUACUCCCAACAGCAGGCACAGUCACCCUACCAGCAGCAGCCACCUCAGCAGACAGCCUCUGCAGCCCUCUCUCAGCAGUCUGCGUACCCUCAGUCCCAGGCACAGCAGCCACAACAAACUGCCUAUUCCCAACAGCGCUUCCCUCCUCCCCAGGAAUUAUCUCAAGACUCAUUUGGGUCUCAGGCAUCCUCAGCCCCUUCAAUGGCUUCCAGUAAAGGAGGGCAAGAAGAUAUGAACCUGAGUCUUCAAUCAAGACCCUCUAGCUUGCCAGAUCUGUCUGGCUCGAUAGAUGAUCUCCCCAUGGGGACAGAAGGAGCUCUGAGCCCUGGUGUGAGCACUUCAGGGAUUUCCAGCAGCCAAGGAGAACAGAGUAACCCAGCUCAGUCUCCUUUCUCUCCUCAUACCUCCCCUCAUCUGCCUGGGAUCCGAGGGCCUUCCCCCUCCCCGGUGGGCUCUCCUGCCAGUGUUGCUCAGUCUCGCUCAGGACCACUCUCACCUGCUGCAGUGCCAGCAGGCACCCAGAUGCCACCUCGGCCGCCCAGUGGCCAGUCAGAUAGCAUCAUGCAUCCUUCCAUGAACCAGUCAAGCAUUGCCCAGGAUCGAGGCUACAUGCAGAGGAAUCCUCAGAUGCCCCAGUACAGCUCCCCUCAGCCUGGUUCUGCCUUAUCUCCACGUCAGUCCUCAGGACAGAUGCACGCAGGCAUGGGCUCCUAUCAGAACUCCAUGGGGAGCUAUGGGCCCCAGGGGGGUCAGUACGGCCCCCAAGGAGGCUACCCCAGGCAGCCAAACUAUAAUACCCUGCCCAACGCCAACUAUGCAAGUGCAGGGAUGGCGGGGAGCAUGAACCCCAUGGGUGCUGGGGCUCAGAUGCAUGGCCAGACCGGCAUGCCACCCUACAGUGGCCUACCCCCAGGAAGGAUGAGUCACGCCUCCAUGGGCAGUCGGCCUUACGCUCCCAACAUGGCCAACAUGCCGCCUCAGGUUGGGUCGGGGAUGUGCCCCCCACCUGGGGGCAUGAACCGGAAAGCACAAGAAACCGCCGUUGCCAUGCAUGUUGCUGCCAACUCCAUCCAAAACAGGCCUCCAGGCUAUCCCAAUAUGAAUCAAGGGGCCAUGAUGGGAACUGGGCCUCCUUAUGGGCAAGGACUUAACAGUAUGGCUGGCAUGAUCAACCCUCAGGGUCCCCCCUAUCCUAUGGGUGGGAAUAUAGCCAACAAUUCAGCAGGGAUGGCAGCUAGCCCAGAGAUGAUGGGUCUCGGGGAAGUCAAAUUAACGCCAGCCACCAAAAUGAACAACAAGGCAGAUGGAACACCUAAACCCGAGUCCAAAUCCAAGAAGUCCAGUUCCUCCACCACCACCAAUGAGAAGAUCACCAAGUUGUACGAAUUAGGGGGUGAGCCUGAGAGGAAGAUCUGGGUGGACCGUUAUCUUGCCUUCACGGAAGAGAAAGCAAUGGGCAUGACCAACCUGCCUGCUGUGGGCAGGAAACCCUUGGACCUCUACCGCCUCUACGUGUCUGUGAAGGAGAUUGGCGGAUUGACUCAGGUCAAUAAGAACAAGAAGUGGCGUGAACUGGCCACCAACCUCAACGUGGGCACCUCAAGUAGUGCGGCCAGCUCCUUGAAGAAGCAGUACAUCCAGUGUCUCUAUGCGUUUGAGUGCAAAAUUGAGCGGGGAGAAGACCCGCCCCCAGAUAUCUUUGCAGCCGCAGAUUCCAAGAAGUCCCAGCCCAAGAUCCAGCCACCAUCCCCAGCGGGGUCAGGGUCCAUGCAGGGGCCACAAACCCCUCAGUCAACCAGCAGUUCCAUGGCAGAAGGAGGAGACUUGAAGCCACCAACUCCAGCAUCCACCCCACAUAGUCAGAUGCCCCCUUUGCCAGGCAUCAGGAGCAACUCUGUGGGGAUCCAGGAUGCCUUUACUGAUGGAAGUGACCCCACGUUCCAAAAGCGAAAUUCCAUGACUCCGAACCCUGGGUACCAGCCCAGCAUGAAUACCUCUGACAUGAUGGGGCGCAUGUCCUAUGAGCCAAAUAAGGAUCCUUACGGCAGCAUGAGGAAAGCUCCAGGAAAUGAUCCUUUCGUGUCCUCAGGGCAGGGCCCCAACAGUGGGAUGGGGGACCCCUACAACCGUGCCACAGGCCCUGGUUUGGGGAAUAUGGCAAUGGGACAGAGGCAACAUUACCCCUAUGGAGGCCCCUACGACAGAGUGAGGGCGGAGUCCGGACUAGGGCCCGAGGGAAACAUGGGCACGGGGGCCCCACAGCCAAACCUCAUGCCUUCCAACCCGGACUCGGGGAUGUACUCUCCCAGCCGCUACCCCCCGCAGCAGCAGCAGCAGCCACAGCAGCAGCAACAGCCGCCGCAGCCACGACACGAUUCCUAUGGCAAUCAGUUUUCCACUCAAGGCACCCCUUCCGGCAGCCCAUUCCCCAGCCAGCAAACUACAAUGUACCAACAGCAGCAGCAGAAUUAUAAGCGGCCAAUGGAUGGCACCUAUGGUCCUCCAGCCAAGCGCCACGAAGGGGAGAUGUACAGCGUACCAUAUAGCAGCGGACAAGGCCAGCCGCCACAGCAGCAGUUGCCCCCAGCCCAACCCCAGCCAACCAGCCAACAGCAGCCAGCCCAGCCGUCUCCCCAGCAGGACGUGUACAACCAAUAUGGGAAUGCAUAUCCCACCGCUGGUGCUGACCGCCGGCCGGCAGGAGGCCCUCAGAACCAAUUCCCAUUCCAGUUUGGCCGAGACCGGGUCUCGGCACCCCCCGGCUCUAAUGCCCAGCAGAGCAUGCCACCCCAGAUGAUGGGUGGUCCCAUGCAGCCAACUACAGAGGGCCCCCAACAGGGCACCAUGUGGCAAGGGCGCAAUGAUAUGGGCUACAACUACCCCAAUCGGCAGAACACAGGCUCUGCCCCUCAGGGGCCUGCCUACCACGGGGUGAACCGAACAGAUGAAAUGCUGCACACAGAUCAGAGGGUCAAUCAUGAGGGCCCGUGGCCUUCCCACGGCACCCGCCAGCCUCCAUAUGGUCCCUCGGCUCCUGUGCCCCCCAUGACAAGGCCCCCUCAAUCUAACUAUCAGCCCCCGCCCAGCAUGCAGAAUCACAUUCCUCAGGUAUCCAGCCCCGCCCCCCUUCCCCGGCCCCUGGAGAACCGCACGUCGCCCAGCAAGUCUCCAUUCCUACACUCGGGGAUGAAGAUGCAGAAGGCAGGUCCUCCGGUGCCUGCCUCACACAUAGCGCCUGCCCCUGUGCAGCCCCCUCUGAUCAGGCGGGAUAUCACCUUCCCUCCCGGCUCCGUGGAAGCUACACAGCCUGUGUUGAAACCUAGGAGGCGGCUCACGACGAAAGAUAUCGGAACUCCAGAGGCCUGGCGGGUGAUGAUGUCCCUCAAGUCAGGGCUGUUGGCAGAGAGCACGUGGGCCUUAGACACCAUUAACAUCCUGCUGUAUGAUGACAACAGCAUCAUGACCUUCAACUUGGGCCAGCUGCCGGGACUGUUGGAGCUGCUCGUGGAAUAUUUCCGGCGUUGCUUGAUUGAGAUCUUUGGCAUUCUGAAGGAGUACGAGGUGGGUGACCCGGGUCAGAGAACAUUGCUAGAUCCGGAGAGAUUCAAGAAGGCCUCCAGCCCGUCCCCAGUGGAAGGGGAAGAAGAGGAGGAACUUCUGAGCCCCAAGAUGGAAGAGGAAGAGGAGGAGGAAGAAGAGGAGGAGGAGGAGGAGGCUGCAUUUGCAGGCAAGGAUAAGGUGCUCUCAGAGAGCAGCGAGGAAAAGCUUGUCAGCAAGUUUGACAAGCUACCUGUCAAAGUGGUGCAGAAGAACGACCCGUUUGUGGUGGACUGCUCAGACAAACUGGGGCGAGUGCAGGAGUUCGAUAGUGGGUUGCUGCACUGGCGGAUCGGUGGCGGGGACACUACUGAGCACAUCCAGACCCACUUUGAGAGCAAGAUGGAGCUGCCUGCCAGCCAGUCCCGGGAGCCCUUGCCCAUGGCCCCUCAGAAGCGGACCCCCACAGCUGAGGGUGCCCCGGGCCUGAAAGAUAGGGAGGGUCCCCUGCCCGACGGCCCCUCAGAGAAGCGGAUCACUGCCACCAUGGAUGACAUGUUGUCGUCGCGGCCCGGCACCCUGCCCGACGAGGGGGCCAAGAGCGCAGAGGCCACCAAGGAAAGCGGCAAAUUCCCCUUUGGCAUCAAUCCCGUGCAGAGCCACCGAAAUAUUAAGAUCCUGGAAGAUGAGCCCCACAGUAAGGACGAGACCCCGCUGUGCACCCUCCUGGACUGGCAAGACUCCCUGGCCAAACGCUGCGUCUGCGUCUCUAACACCAUCCGCAGCCUGUCGUUUGUGCCGGGCAACGACUUUGAGAUGUCCAAGCACCCGGGGCUGCUGCUGAUCCUGGGCAAGCUCAUCUUGCUGCACCACAGGCACCCUGAGCGUAAACAGGCACCACUGACCUACGAGAAGGAGGAGGAGCAGGACCAGGGCGUGAGCUGCAACAAGGUGGAGUGGUGGUGGGACUGCCUGGAGAUGCUCCGAGAGAACACGCUGGUCACACUCGCCAACAUCUCAGGCCAGCUGGACCUAUCCCCGUACCCUGAGAGCAUCUGCUUGCCGGUGCUGGACGGGCUCCUCCACUGGGCCGUCUGCCCCUCAGCCGAAGCCCAGGACCCCUUCCCCACGCUGGGCCCCAACGCCGUCCUCUCCCCCCAGAGACUGGUUCUGGAGACGCUCAGUAAGCUCAGCAUCCAAGACAACAACGUGGAUCUGAUCCUGGCCACACCCCCCUUCAGCCGUCUGGAGAAGCUCUAUGGCACCAUGGUGCGCUUCCUCAGCGACCGCAAGAACCCCGUGUGCCGGGAGAUGGCCGUGGUGCUGCUGGCCAACCUGGCCCAGGGCGAUAGCCUGGCGGCGCGUGCCAUCGCCGUGCAGAAGGGCAGCAUCGGCAACCUGCUGGGCUUCCUGGAGGACAGCCUGGCUGCCACGCAGUUCCAACAGAGCCAGGCCAGUCUCCUGCACAUGCAGAAUCCCCCCUUUGAGCCGACCAGCGUGGACAUGAUGCGCCGGGCGGCCCGGGCGCUGCUCGCCCUGGCCAAGGUGGACGAGAACCACUCGGAGUUCACCUUGUACGAGUCACGGCUGCUGGACAUCUCGGUGUCGCCGUUGAUGAACUCAUUGGUCUCACAAGUCAUUUGUGACGUACUGUUUUUAAUUGGCCAGUCAUGACAGCCGUGGGAUGGACACCUCCCCUGUGUGUGUGUGCGUGCGUGGAGAACUUAGAAACUGACUGUUGUCCUUUAUUUAUGCAAAACCACCUCAGAAUCCAGCCCGCCCUGCGCUGUCCUGCUUCUCCCUGGGGGAAAUCUUUCCUGCCUCUCUCACCUCCCAUUCUUCCCCCCCUUCCCCUCCUCUGUCCUCCCCCCCACCCCCACCCCCCUCCCCACCCUACUCAAGAAGACAGUUCUGCCUACAUAGAAGACUUUUUUUUAUUUUAACCAAAGUUACUGUCGUUUACAGUGAGUUUGGGGAAAAAAACAAAUAAAAUAACGGCUCGCCCAGUUCUUGCAUCGAUGGGACGCCACCUUUCAUAACUGUUUUUAAUGGUAAAAAAAAAAAAAUAGAAAAAAAAAACACAAAAACUCUGAAGGACAAAAAAAAAGGUGACUGCUGAACUGUGUGUGGUUUCUUGUUGUACAUUCACAAUCUUGCAGGAGCCAAGAAGUUACCAGUUGUGAACAGACCCUGUUCAAUGGAGAGGCCUGUGCAGUAGAGUGUAGGAGCUUCAUGUACUGUACUGUACACCUUAUACUGUAAACAUACUGUAAUAAUGUCUCACAUUGAAAAAAGAGAAAACGCUGGAUCAGCAGCAAGCUGUAGUUUUUAAAAAUGUUUUUAGUUAAACGUUGAGGAGAAAAAAAAAGGCUUUUCCCCCAAAGUAUCAUGUGUGAACCUACAACACCCUGACCUCUUUCUCUUCCUCCUUGAUUGUAUGAAUAACCCUGAGAUCACCUCUUAGAACUGGUUUUAACCUUUAGCAGCAGUGCCCUGCGCUGCCACGUGUGUAUAUAUAUGACGUUGUACAUUGCACAUACCCUCUGGAGCCCCACAGUUUGGUCCCUAGCCACACCCCUGCCCUCCCCCUUUAUAGUAUGACGAGUUAACAAGUUGGUGACCUGCACAAAGCGAGACACAAUUAUUUAAUCUCUUGCCAGACAUCUCUCCUCUUGGAGGUGAUGCUGUACAGGUCUCUGUGUAAAAAGUCAUUGCUGUCUCAGCAGCCAAUCAACUUAUAGUUUAUUUUUCCUGGGUUUUUUUUUUGUUUUGUUUUGUUUUUGUUUUGUUUUCUUUCUAAUCGAGGUGUGAAAAAGUUCUAGGUUCAGUUGAAGUUCCUGAUGAAGAAACACAAUUGAGAUUUUUUCAGUGAUAAAUUCUACAUAUUUGUAUUUCAAACAAUGUAGCUAAAAACUUGAUGUAAAUUCCUCCUUUUUUUCCUUUUUUGGCUUAAUGAAUAUCAUUUAUUCAGUAUGAAAUCUUUAUACUAUAUGUUCCACGUGUUAAGAAUAAAUGUACAUUAAAUCUUGGUAA
Dromiciops gliroides (monito del monte) is the source of this 8316-nucleotide messenger RNA. RefSeq names its product AT-rich interaction domain 1A (gene ARID1A). Gene Ontology annotation, molecular function: nucleosome binding; DNA binding. Gene Ontology annotation, cellular component: brahma complex; SWI/SNF complex; nucleoplasm. NCBI's taxonomy places the organism in Eukaryota, Metazoa, Chordata, Mammalia, Microbiotheria, Microbiotheriidae. The transcript has 20 exons. Gene Ontology annotation, biological process: regulation of transcription by RNA polymerase II; positive regulation of DNA-templated transcription; chromatin remodeling. Bases 61 to 6957 code for a protein of 2298 amino acids. The record is from RefSeq and is a predicted model, not a curated record.